GGCAUGACUAAGCCAAACUCCCUUUGGUUUGUUACUAAUUGUGGAAAAGAAAUUUUGUUUCUUGGAGAACUGGAAGAAGUUUUGGAUGCUACUCAACCUGUUGAAGAAUUGGAAGAUGCAUUAAUAGCACUCAUUUUCAUUUGCUACAAAAGGAUCCAAGCAAGAGGCUAGUCAAUGGGGUAACAGGAAGUGAUGAAAUAAAGAAUCAUAAACUGGAUGAAACUGGAUGCAUUGCUAACUUUGACAAAAUAAUUUAUUUAUUUAGGCCAUGACAAGGUUGUUGAUUGGUGGAGUGUUGGAAUCUUGUUGUUUGAGAUGCUCACAGGACAGGACAGCCACCGUUUCAUGGAGGAAACAGGGACAAAGUAUAGAAAAAGAUAGUGAAAGACAAGAUGAAGCUCCCUGUGUUUUUGUCAAGUGAAGCACACACCCUUUUGAAAGGGAUAAGUCACAAGAUAAAUAAAUUAGCUUUUGGAAGCUAUUAUCCUGGGAUUGUAAAUCCUCUUUAUGGGGUGCAUUGGUUUCAAGUAUCUCCAAAUGGAAUGUAUCAGUACUUUAUAAAGGUGGUACCAACGAUUUACACGAACAUUAGAGGUUACACUAUUCAAUCAAAUCAGGUGACAUUUACAGAAACACAUAUCUCCAUUUUACAUUUCAUGACAAAUGUGUGUGCCAUUGUUGGAGGGAAAAAGUAAGCAAGUAUGGGGAUCGAGUUUUGAAAAUCAUUGAAGAUAUUGUAAAUGCACAUUACAACAACACUACAGAUAAAACCAAAAGCAAAACCAAAAGCAGCAGCAACAGUACAGAUUCCAUUAAAAGAAGGAGAACACAUUAAAAAAAAAUCCCAAAUGAGGAUUUAGGUUAUGAAGAUGAAGAUGAUUUUGAUCCUCUACCUAGUUGUAAUUAAGUGUUUUGAGGCUUAUGAAAGUGCUAUGGUGGCUAAGUUUGGUGAUGAUACUAGUUGCCACCCCCUCUUGGAUAAUGAAACAUGGUGUGAUGUUUCCGGAGGAGUCAAGAAAGGAAGAAUAUAUGGAUUCGGAUAUGUGUCUGAUCCAGCGAGCUUUUUGGAAGGAACAUCUAGUACAAUAACAUCCCAAGAGGUUGUCUAUGAACGUGUACAAAACGAGAUGCGUGGCAAAAUUGAUGCUAAAGCUGCAGAAAUGGAAGCUAAACAUCAACAAAUGUGUGAGGAAAUGGAUGCCAAAGCUGCAACAAUAGAUGCCAAACAACAACAAAUCGAUGCAAAAUAUGAAGCAAUGGAGAAGAUGUAUGCAGCCUUGCAAAAUAUGAUGGGAAAUUGAAAAUUAGAGGAUGGACAUGAAAUGAAGAGAGUAGCUAAAAUGUUAUUUUGAAGGUUAAAAUUUUUUCUGUUUGUACCUCUUUUGCAUACUUUGGAUUUCUUGGUGCUAAAAUGUUAUUUUGAAGUUAAACCGUUGGGAGUUUGAUGUUAUAAGGAUAGUUUCAUUUUUGGAUGUUUUUUUAAUGACACUUUGGUAAACUUUGAUAGUUUUGAUAUUGUAAUGCUUGGUUGUAUCAUUAUUUGAUGUUCUUUAGUAUAACAAUUUGAUGAUUGUAGUA
Molecule: messenger RNA, 1578 nt
Organism: Lactuca sativa (garden lettuce)
Lineage: Eukaryota; Viridiplantae; Streptophyta; Magnoliopsida; Asterales; Asteraceae
Source: RefSeq, a predicted model, not a curated record